AUGGUCUCCUCUGCAACACGGCCUCCGGCCGGCCCCAUCACGACGCCCCUGACGGAGCUCCUGGGCAUCCGACACCCGAUUGUGCUGGCCGGCAUGGCGGGUGUAUCGGGCGGCGCGCUGGCGGCGGCGGUGUCGAAUGCCGGCGGGCUCGGUGUCGUGGGUGGGUUCCGGUUGACGCCGGACCAGCUGCGCGAGACAGUGGCCGAGCUCAAGGCAGCGCUGGCCGACAAGACGCUGCCGUUUGGCGUCGACCUGGCGCUGCCACAGGUCGGUGGCAGCGCCCGGGCGACCAACCACGACUACACCGACGGGCGGUUGGACGAGUUGAUCGACAUCGUCAUCGACGAGGGCGCGCGGUUGUUUGUCAGCGCCGUCGGGGUGCCGCCGCCGCACGUCAUCACGCGGCUGCACGCGGCUGGCAUCCUGGUGAUGAAUAUGGUGGGCCAUCCGCGCCACGCGACCAAGGCGCUGGCCGCCGGCGUCGACCUGCUGUGCGCGCAAGGCACCGAGGGGGGUGGCCAUACGGGGCCUGUAGCGGCGAGCGUGCUGGUGCCGGCGGUGGUGGACGUGGCCCGGGCAGAGGGUGUGAAGAGGGGGAACACCCCCCUUGUCCUCGCUGCUGGCGGCAUCGCCGAUGGUCGUGGACUCGCUGCUGCUCUCAUGCAAGGUGCUGCUGGCGUCUGGGUUGGCACCCGGUUUGUGGCCUCGGCCGAGGCUGGCUGCAGCGAGGCCCACAAGCAGGCCGUCGUCAGCUGUGGCCCCGACGACACCGACAUCACGCUCGUGCUCUCAGGUCGACCGCUGCGCGCCCGCCUCAACGACUACAUUCGCCGCUGGCACGCCCAGCCCGACCGCCUCCGCGACCUCUGCGCCCGCGGCAUCGUGCCGGUCGAGCACGACCUCGACCACCUCGACGACGCCGACGCCGACUUUGACAUCGAGAUGCCCUACCUCAUGGGCCAGGUGGCCGGCAACAUUAGCCGCGUCCAGCCGGCAGCCGAGAUCGUCGACGACAUGGUCGCCGGCGCCGUCGCCCAGCUGCAGCAGGCCAGCCGCUAUCUCGGGAAGCUGUAG
This is a messenger RNA of Grosmannia clavigera kw1407, 1074 nucleotides long. RefSeq names its product 2-nitropropane dioxygenase. The coding region runs from base 1 to 1074 and encodes 357 amino acids. Lineage: Eukaryota; Fungi; Ascomycota; Sordariomycetes; Ophiostomatales; Ophiostomataceae. The record is from RefSeq and is a predicted model, not a curated record. Gene Ontology annotation, molecular function: nitronate monooxygenase activity. The transcript has a single exon.